AAGAAUAAUUCUGAAAAAGAAUCCAUAUUUUCUGUGUUCGGCAGACGUUCUGCGUUUCAAAUGAAUCUGGAAAGAAUGAGAGGACCGCUUUAGCUUUCUCGUUCACACUGUGGCAAAACAUCAAAGCCUAUGAGGACAACGUUUACUGCUUUAGACGGCGAUUGUAUUCUAGUUGCGUACUUAUAUAGUUCUAUCUGUUCAUUUUAGUGUUGGUAAAAUAAGAAGAAAGGGAAAUUUCUCGGGCCCUUUCGUUCUUUUAUUUAUUUAUUUCCAUUUUUAAAAAAAGGCUGCAGUCAAGCUAUCAAAACACUGGUACGCGAUCAUUUUCAUCUAAUUUUUUUGGUGACUGUUAAAAAUAAAUUUUAAAAAUAUAUACAGAUACUGUAUAUAAAUAUAUUUUAAAACAUGGCUCGUCCCCGGCCUCGGGAGUACAAAGCCGGAGAUCUGGUUUUUGCUAAAAUGAAAGGAUACCCACACUGGCCAGCGAGGAUCGAUGAACUACCGGAAGGUGCUGUAAAGCCACCUGCAAAUAAAUACCCCAUUUUCUUCUUUGGGACUCAUGAAACUGCAUUUCUCAGUCCAAAGGAUCUUUUUCCAUACAAGGAGUACAAAGACAAGUUCGGAAAGUCAAAUAAGAGGAAAGGAUUUAACGAAGGCCUGUGGGAAAUCGAGAACAAUCCUGGGGUCAAGUUUACUGGUUAUCAGGCCAUACAGCAACAGAGCUCCUCGGAGACUGAAGGGGAAGGUGGGAACACCGCUGACGCCAGCAGUGAGGGGGAGGAGGGCGACUCGAUAGAGGAGGAUGGGAAGGGCAAGAGGAAGGGCGACAAGGCUGGCUCCAAACGGAAAAAGACAGCAUCUUCCAAGAAGUCUUCUAAGCUGUCGAGGAAGUCUUCGGGGGAAGAGGAUGUGGAUAAAGACAGUAAGGAGGAUGAACACAAGAGCAGUUCAGAGGCUGGAGACCCCGACAAUGACACACGAAAUGCUUCAGAAAGCAAGAAAGCCGGCGAAGGGGUAAAUUCUCGGCACAUUUAAGUUUGGUUUUGAAACCUAAUAACUCAGCGAAGAACGCUAAAUGUUGAGGAAACCCCUUAAGGGAGUCGUUAAUUGUGGCUGUCAAGUGUUAUUGGAGUUGUGAAAUUAUCAUUGCUUUUCCAUUGUCGACAAUAGAACCGGCUCGCCCAUUAGUAAAAGCUACCUACUUUCAUUGCAGUAUGUCAAAAGGAUCGAAUGGUCUUUUUCACAUUCAAACUAAAACCUCUUCCAAGUUCACUCUUCUGUACCAUUACAGUUCCUUAGACUGUGUUAGCAUGUGAUCACAGCUAACAAGGAUGUUGUUUUCUUCUAAAAAGAAAAUUUGUAAAAGACUUUCAGAAACACACACAAUCCGUAUAGUCUGUAUUGCUAUGUUCAGAUCAUUUACUUGUAUAGUAUUAAAAAAACUGCAUUCUGAGACAAAAUAGAAAAUGGACUAUCCUCAAGAACAUUGUCUGUAAAACUCUUUCACUGCAUUAUACAUUCAUUUGUAAAACAGAAUGAAGUAAAUUGUAGGAUCAGUAUAGAAAGCAUUGUGCACAAAAUUCAGAUAACCAUUUCAAUAUUAUGAUUGUUGUUGAUUCCUUAGAAUAUAGGAGCUUCUGUUCUAUGUAAACAGCAGUUCUCUUGCUUUUAUAAGGAAAAGUUAAAUCUGAAUUUUCUGUACAUCUGUGGAAGGUUGUUUUUUUUUUCAACUUUAAGAAAUGUACCAUUUUUGAGACAAACUCUUGGGUCUACUUAAAGCGAUCUCAUAUUUGUUUCAGGUCCAUUAUUCAUUGUCUGCUGUUUUUAGGCACACAGGCUGUCUGAAAAUUAGUUUUCUCCAUUAUUUCAUUAUUUUUUCUUUAUACCCUACACUUGGAGAACAAGCUCACAGUGGGCAUCUGGACAACAAGCAGAAAUUCUGCAUUUCCCUCAACACAUUUACAGCAUUUCCGUAUCCAGAAGCAUUCCAUUAACAUUUUCUAAGUUACUUUUGCUUUGCUAUUUUUGUCAAUAGAAAGGAUAUAUUCUAUUUAUUUUUUGAUGCUAUUAAGAUGUGGGGAGAAGCUAUCUCACUCUUUACGAUUUUUUUGUUUUAAUCUUUGUUAUGCUUGUAAUUGGAGAUUGUUUUACAUAUUCAAGGUUUGUAGUUAAGUGUAAAAAUGGUUUUUGCUGUUUAUGGAAAAGAAUUUUACAGAAUAAAAUAAUUGGAAUGCAAA
Molecule: messenger RNA, 2237 nt
Organism: Lepisosteus oculatus (spotted gar)
Lineage: Eukaryota; Metazoa; Chordata; Actinopteri; Semionotiformes; Lepisosteidae
Gene: hdgfl3
Product: HDGF like 3
Source: RefSeq, a predicted model, not a curated record